UCACAGUCAGGUACCACCGUACCACACUGCCAGUACCCCCACCAGUGCAGUGCCACACCACCAGCCGUCAGCGACAAUGGCGACAAACUGGGGAAGAUCAAAGUUAGCAUUCUCAAACUGGAAGUACCGUGACUACUUCUCCUUGAUUGAAAUUAAAGGCAAGAAUGUUUAUGUAACAUGCACGCUAUGCUCAGGAAAAAAGACUUUAUCCACAUCUGCCUCAAGCAACUCCAAUCUUUUGAAGCACCUCACAUCAACACAUGCUAACGUGACACUUGUUGCUGCUGAUAACCCAACCCCGAAUGCAGCUAGCGGAGUAGCCGGACCCACUCUCCUAAAACAAGCAACGCUCGAUUUUUCUGGUCAGCAUCAGGUGACCAAGCCCGAGCUGAAUACAUUGAUUGCAAGGUAUGUUGUUGAAAACAUGCUCCCCCUGUCCACUGUGGUGUCUGAGUCAUUCAGAGCUAUCCUUGCUAAAAUACUACUACGAGGGGGAGAAAGGGGGGUUGCCCCAUGCCGAAACACUUUUGCUAAAUUCUUGGACAGUGAAUACGAAAAAAUGAUUAUUGAGCUCAAAAAAUCAUUUGAGGAAUUACAGUACAUUGCAACUACAGCAGACAUCUGGACUUGCCACAAUAAAAGUUACCUGGGUGUGACAGCACUUUGGAUGAAUCAAAAUAAUCUGGAAAGAGAGAAAGCAGCUCUUGCCUACAGAUGGUUUAAGGGGCAUCAUAGUCAUGAUGCCAUAGCAGUUGAGCUUGACAAUGUACACUCAACAUAUGGGAUAACACACAAAAUAACAGCAACAGUGACUGAUAAUGGCUCAAAUUUUGUUAUAGCAUUUAAGAGGUACCAGCCACUUGAGGAAAGUGAUUCUGAAGAAGACGAAGAUGAGGUGAUCUUUACAGACAUUAAUGAUGCUCUACAUGCAACAGGUGAUGAUAUUGAUGGUGAUGUGAUCACUUUGCCCCCCCACAAGAGAUGUGCAUCACACACACUGAACCUGAUUUCAUGCACAGAUGUUGACAAGUGGCUGCUGUCAAAAUCUGCAACAAAGGCUGUUUAUAGAAGUGCUACUGCCAAAUGUACUGCCCUAUGGAACAAGACUAGUCGUUCAGCUUUGGCUACUGAAACAGUUGAUGAGUUGGUGUCAAAAAAGCUGCUUGUACCUUGUACAACACGAUGGAAUUCCUUCUAUGAUGCCCUGGCUCGUAUCUGUGAAAUAUCCAUGGUAGACCUUAACACCAUUUCCUCCAAACUAGGACUGCCAGCAAUAACGGAAAGGGAACAACAGUUUUUAAAGGAGUACUGUAUUGCGAUGAAGCUCCUUACAGUUGCCUUGGAUAUACUUCAGGGAGAAGAGAAUUGUUUUCAUGGUACACUCCUACCAACAAUUGAGACAUUAAUGUUGAAUGAAGACAGAAGCCCUUCAAAGUGGCCUGCAAAUACUAAGGGACCUUCCUGACGCCAUAGUCACAGCUAUCAAAACCAGAUUUGCUGAUGUCCUGGGAAAUGAAGAGGCUAUACUUGCUGCCGUAACUUUUCCAAAAUUCAAGCUUCGCUGGCUGCGGUCACAGGAGUUAAAGGAUAAGGCUAAGGCAAGUUUGCUGGCAGAGUGCCGAAGAAUUGUCCUUGAAGAACCACAACAAGGUAACAGCACAUCUACACAACAACAUCACACAGAUUCAGCCAAAUAGAACGAUUUAUUUUCCUUUGAGGAGGAUGAGGAGGAAACAACCUCUUUAGCAGAAAACCAGGUGGCAGACUACAUAAGAUCAUCAGCACAAAAUGUUGACUCUCUGUGUGGAUUUUCUCUCAUCAAUAAAAUUUUGCUACGUUACAAUGCUGCUACUCCAUCUAGUGCACCUGUUGAGAGACUGUUCAGCCUGGGCAAGCUUGUCUUCUCUCCAAAGAGGAACAGACUGUCAGACCAAAAAUUUGAAAAGCUUCUCCUCCUACGUUACAACCACUGGUUUACUUGUUAGAUGAUGAGAGGAGUAUUUCAGUAUAGAUUCAUGUAUUGUUUGUUUUCACAGACAACGAACAACAUGUUGAUCUAUAUGGAGUGUUGGAUAGUGUUCUGUUUAUUGUGCACUGCAGUAUUAUACAGAUACAGAUAAUUGCACUAAUU
Rana temporaria (common frog) is the source of this 2131-nucleotide messenger RNA. RefSeq lists its product as uncharacterized. Lineage: Eukaryota; Metazoa; Chordata; Amphibia; Anura; Ranidae. The transcript is spliced from 2 exons. The record is from RefSeq and is a predicted model, not a curated record. Bases 77 to 1465 code for a protein of 462 amino acids.